Molecule: messenger RNA, 1117 nt
Organism: Ilex paraguariensis (yerba mate)
Lineage: Eukaryota; Viridiplantae; Streptophyta; Magnoliopsida; Aquifoliales; Aquifoliaceae
Source: the annotation of a GenBank genome assembly
GUGAGAACCGAUGAUGGGUAUAUAUUGAGCCUGCAAAGAAUUCCGGAAGGUCGCGGUGGUGGUGAUGGUGGUGGGAACAAGAAGCAGCCAGUCUUGUUGCAACAUGGGGUUCUUGUGGAUGGAGUGACAUGGUUGCUGAAUUCUCCGAAUCAAUCUCUGGCGUUGAUCUUGGCUGAUAAUGGGUUUGAUGUAUGGAUUGCUAACACCAGAGGGACCAGAUUCAGCAGGCGACAUGUCAGCCUUGAUCCUGGCAAUCCGGACUUCUGGAAUUGGACAUGGGAUGAUCUGGUGACCCACGACCUACCAGCUGUUCUUGAUUUUGUGUUCAAACAAACUGGGCAGAAGACUCAUUAUGUAGGCCAUUCCUUGGGAACUUUGAUAGCUUUGGCUUCCUUCUCAGACGGAAAACAAAUUGAUAAGGUGACAUCAGCGGCUUUGCUAAGCCCCGUUGCUUACCUGAGCCACAUGACCACUGCCCUUGGAGUUCUCGCGGCUAGAGCUUUUGUUGGUGAGAUUACUAAGCUGUUGGGUGUGGCAGAAUUCAAUCCUAAGGGGGAACCAGUAGCCAAAUUUCUCAAGACUCUCUGUGCUGAUCCAGGAGUUGACUGCUACGACUUAAUGUCUGCACUUACUGGUAAGAACUGCUGUCUCAACUCGUCCACCGUUGACAUUUUCUUGAAGAAUGAGCCUCAAUCUACAGCAACUAAGAACAUGGUGCAUUUGGCUCAGACUGCUCGUAAUGGAAUCCUAGCAAAGUAUGACUAUGGAAACCCCGACUUCAAUGUGGAGCACUAUGGUGAAGCCAAGCCUCCUGUUUAUAACCUCUCUGAGAUUCCCCAUAACCUUCCCCUCUUCCUUUGCUAUGGAGGCCAAGAUGCUCUCUCUGAUGUAAGAGACGUUGAGAAUUUGCUUGACAGUCUCAAGCUACAUGAUGAAGACAAGCUACAUGUUCAAUACAUCAAGAACUAUGCUCAUGCUGAUUUCAUAAUGGGGAUAAAUGCCAAGGACAUUGUGUAUAACCAAAUUGUUGCAUUUUUCAAAAACCAGCACUAAUUUUAAGGCAAUCAAUGGCGCCUCGGUCUAAUGUGACAGGGCAGCUUUGUACUAGCUAAUUUUA